This is a messenger RNA of Maylandia zebra (zebra mbuna), 3291 nucleotides long. It is a transcript of the gene tlr3, whose product is annotated as toll-like receptor 3. Gene Ontology annotation, molecular function: signaling receptor activity; protein binding. The record is from RefSeq and is a predicted model, not a curated record. NCBI's taxonomy places the organism in Eukaryota, Metazoa, Chordata, Actinopteri, Cichliformes, Cichlidae. Gene Ontology annotation, biological process: toll-like receptor signaling pathway; inflammatory response. Gene Ontology annotation, cellular component: plasma membrane.
CAGUCGCUGUUUAACUCACCGCGGAUGUUAAACAUGUUUAAAAACGGUUCCCGGUUUAAUAUAUGAAACCACCGACAAAUGUUUCAGAAGGCACGAACAUAAUAGACGACCGGCUGACUCAACCUGUUUACACCACGCCUUCCUGAAUCCUGUCUACGGUCUACACGCAAGUCCAAAAAGUUUGUUCGGAAACUAGACGUCAAAUCACCCGACGUGUCUCUGGAGUGUAGGAUAUGAUGCAUAUAAAUUUUAUGCAAACUUAAUAUCUCAAUAUCUGUGGCUAUCCGCCUGCGUGAAAUGGUUAGCUCUCCAGUGGAUACCCACCACCGAAGAAGAAACGAAACCACAGUUUCAUUUCCUCAUAAGCGCCGCUGUGGCUGUGUGCGUUCAGCGAUAGAAGCCGUGCAGCUGCAGGGGGAAUCUUCUGUCUGGACUCUGACUGUCGAAGGUAUUGUGCAAUGUUCACAUCUGGUCUUUGAAAUGAUGUGCGCCCAUCGUUCCCGUCUCCUGUCAUGGAUCCUCGUCACGUGUUGUGUUUUGACGGGACCGUACCGUUGCGAUGCCUCUGAGAAGAAGACCUCCUGCUAUGUGGAAGACGGCCGAGCUGACUGCAGUCGCCUCCGCCUCAGUGCGAUCCCUUCAGACCUUCCCAGGAACAUCACCAGCCUGGAUGUGUCCCACAACAUACUGAGAGGGAUUACCCCGCUGUCACUAAGCCUGUACCCGGGCCUCCUGCACCUCGACGCCGGUUACAACAGCAUCACCAAGGUGGACGCGGGUUUGUGCCAAACACUGCCUCUGCUGCAGAUGUUGAACCUGGAACACAAUCAGGUGCAUUUGCUGAAUACUGGAGAUAUGAGCCACUGCACCCGACUGACAUCGUUGAACUUGGCUAGUAAUAGACUAAAGCUGCAGGGAGAACCCUUCUCGUCACUGCAGAACCUAACCUUUCUAGAUGUUUCUAAAAACAAACUGCAGUCACCCAAGCUCGGCUCCCAGCCUCAGCUGCCCAGCCUGGUGAACUUCAGCCUGGCAUUCAAUGACUUCACCACUCUGAAGAAAGAUGACUUUUCAUUUCUUGACCAUUCAUCCUCUCUGCAAGUCCUCAACCUGUCAUCUGUGUUUUUAAAAACAUUGGAGCCCGGCUGCUUUCAGCACAUUUCAGGCCUGCGCACUUUAAUCAUGGAUGGGGGCAACUUGGGAACUCUGAUGGUUUCCAAACUGUGCUCAGAGUUGUCUGGGACAGCCAUCGAUGCUCUCUCUCUUCGGAAAAUGAGUCUAGUCAUGGUCACAAACAAAGUCUUUACAGGACUGCAGAAGACAAAUCUAACCUUCUUGGAUCUGUCCAGUAAUGGCAUGGGUAAAAUUGAAGACGGCUCAUUUCAGUGGCUAUCUAAACUUCAAACUCUAAAUUUGUCGCACAAUAACAUUAAGCACCUAACCAAUGGGACAUUUCAGGGGCUCAAUAGAUUGAAAAAAUUGGCACUUACAGAAGCACUGGUGAAAGGUCGUACCGCUGCCCCAGUUAUUGAUGAUUUUGCUUUCCAGCCAUUAGGCAUGCUAGAGAGUUUGAUGUUACAGAGGACUGCAAUCCGGGAAAUCGGAGAGCACACCUUUGCAGGCUUAAAAAGUCUUAAAAAACUUGACAUAAGCUGGAUUAGCUGUCCGUCACUCCGAAACAUCACCAACAAGACCUUAGCAUCUCUUGCAGAUUCACCAGUCAGAUGGCUAAAUCUUAUAAAUACAAAUAUAGCGCAGAUCAAUCCCGGAAGCUUCUCUGUUUUGCGAAACCUCACUGUUCUUCUUCUAGAUUACAACCAUAUCAAGCAAACUUUGACAGGCAGAGAAUUCGAAGGCCUAGAUCAGGUUCAGGAAAUUCACAUGAGCAAUAACUUCCAGUCAAUUGACCUAAGCUCCAGUUCCUUUAUUAAUGUGCCCAACCUUAGAGUCCUGACUUUGGGGAGAAGUCUUAAAGCUUUAGCCCUAAACCUAGAUCACUCUCCAUUCAAACCCCUGACCAACCUCUCUGUCUUGGAUCUCAGCAACAACAAUGUUGCUAACAUCAAAGACAAUCUGCUAGAGGGGCUUGUAAACCUAAAGGUGUUGAAACUCCAGCACAACAACUUGGCCCGACUGUGGAAGAGUGCCAACCUUGGUGGGCCGGUGUUGUUUCUCAAAGAUGCGCAGAGGUUGGAAUCCUUACAGAUGGAUUAUAAUGGACUGGAUGAGAUCCCACUGAAGGCUUUGAAAGGUUUGACUCACCUCAAGGAGCUAAGCCUUAGCAACAAUCUCAUAAAUAAUCUCAAGGACUCUGUUUUCGAUGACCUGAAGUCGCUGCAGGUAUUACGUUUUGAGAAGAACUUGAUCACAAGCGUGAGACCUGAAGUGUUUCGUACUCCCAUGAGCAACCUCACCCAGCUUAUCAUGGGCAGAAAUCCAUUCGACUGCACAUGCGAGAGCAUCCUGUGGUUCGUGACGUGGUUGAAUACCACAAAUACGACGAGUGUGCCAAAUGUCAGGGACGAGUAUGUGUGCAACACUCCACGAGCUUACUUUAACCACUCCAUCAUGGAUUUCGACCCCCUUUCUUGCAAAGACAUGACCCCAUUUCAGACUCUUUACAUAGUGAGCAGCACAGCCGUCAUCUUGCUAAUUGUAACCGCACUCACGGUGCGGUUUCAUGACUGGAGGAUCCACUUUUACUGGAACAUAAUGAUCAAUCGCACAUUAGGAUUCAGUGAUGCCAAAGUUGACGAAGGCAGAGAAUAUGAGUACGACGCUUAUGUCAUACGUACGGAGGAAGACUCCAGUUGGGUGGAGAGGAGGUUGGUCCCUUUAGAGAAUGAAAAGUGCCAGUUUUGUUUAGAGGAUCGAGAUUCAGUCGCUGGCAUGUCACAGGUGGAAUCCAUUGUGACAAAUAUGAAAAAGUCCAGAAAAAUCAUGUUUGUCGUCACCGAAAGUCUCCUCAAAGAUCCCUGGUGUAGACGAUUUAAAGUCUAUCAUGCACUUCAACAAGUCAUCGAAGAAAGCAGGGACUCAGUCAUCCUGGUCUUUCUUCAGGAUGUGCACGAUCACAAGUUGUUUCACUCACUCUUCCUCCGCAGAGGAAUGUUACGUUCACGUUGCAUUCUGGACUGGCCUGUCCAUAAGGAAAGGAUACCAGCAUUUCACCAGAAGCUUCUCAUUGCACUCGGCUUGACUAAUCGGCUGAAGGACUGACUUGUUUAUCCUUGAUAAUCAUGACAGAUUGCAUUCUUGAUUCUUUCCACAAUAAAGACAGGAUUUGAAGAC